AACCGUGUUCAGGCCAGCAUAAGUGACUUCUCCCAAACACUUCACAGUGAUAUCUACCCACAAUCCAACUAAUCUCACAAUGUCCCUUCAAGGAAAAGUAGCUCUCAUCACAGGCGGCGGCAAGAAUCUAGGCGCUCGUCCGUACUUUACUAGACAUUAUAAUUCAACAAUCCCACACUGACAAGGUGUAGAAACGGCCCGCGAGCUCGCCAAAGAAAAAGCGACUCUUGCAAUCCAUUACAACUCCGCCAAAAGCAAGAGCGAAACGGAGAAAUUCGCCGACGACCUCAGCAAAAGCGGCAUUCGCGUUUCCAUUCAUGCUGGCGAUCUCACCAGUGCCAAAGCGUGUGAAGAUCUCUUCGCCGAAGUCCUCAAGACGCAUGGCAAGGUUGAUAUCCUCGUGAAUACGGUGGGAAUGGUUUUGAAGAAGCCGAUUACGGAGGUUAGCGAGGCGGAGUACGACAAGAUGUUUGCUGUCAAUUCCAAAGCCGCAUUCUUCCUGCUGAAAGAGGGUGCGAAACAUAUCGAGGAGGGCGGAAAGAUUAUCACCCUCGCCACUGCCUUGCUGGCUGCGUUUACCGGCUUCUACACUCCGUAUGCAGGCAGCAAGGCUCCCGUUGAGCACUUCACUCGCGGUGUAGCCAAGGAGUUGUCUGCAAAGAGGAUCUCGGUCAACAAUGUUGCUCCUGGGCCAAUGGACACGCCAUUCUUCUAUCCUCAAGAAUCACCCGAGGCGGUGGAGUUUCACAAGAGCCAGGGAAUGGGCGGCAGAUUGACUGAAAUCACGGAUAUCGCUCCUCUCAUUCGCUUCCUCUGCACCGAGGGGGGUUGGAUCACCGGGCAGACUCUCUUCGCUAAUGGCGGAUAUACAACUCGUUGAAGCAUGUUUGCAUUGGUGGGCACAGGGGUACAUCGCUUGUAGGAGUUGAAUGUA
Messenger RNA from Neohortaea acidophila, 934 nucleotides. RefSeq lists its product as uncharacterized. The transcript is spliced from 3 exons. The record is from RefSeq and is a predicted model, not a curated record. The coding region runs from base 416 to 880 and encodes 154 amino acids. NCBI's taxonomy places the organism in Eukaryota, Fungi, Ascomycota, Dothideomycetes, Mycosphaerellales, Teratosphaeriaceae.